GAUGAGUAAUUCUUUUUUAAGAUUUGUUUUCGAAAUGUAAUAUUCAACAAUAUGGGUAAAGAAAACAAAGUAGGAGAUGGACAGUAAAAUUUUCCUCAGAUUUGAAAAAGUUUUUGCAGAACUUUAAAAAGUUGAAGAAUUCAAACAAUUUUUUUCAUGCUACAAUCUUUCGUUGUUUCUUUCGUCACUAUGCUAACUUAAUCUGAUACCUCUUUGGCUUAUCCUUCUGGGGUUUCUAAUGAAUGGCUUAUUAGAACGGAAGUGUUUCUGCACUUUUUUUAUGAAAUUUUUUUCUUGAGAUAAACACAAAACAAUGUUACAGUUUUCGCUAUUUCCGUUAUUUAAAUUUGAUACUUUCUCGAACCACAAAAAAGAAUGAAAAUUUUGAAUCAGAAGAGUAGGAAAAUACCCUUUAGUUCAAUAAAUUUCAAUUGAAUCGUUGACGAAUCGAAUAGUCUCUAUAGAUAAAGGAUCGAGACUGAUUAUAGAAAAAAAAUUGCUUUGAAUAAAACUUUCAUUUAUUGAAAUGUACCACUUGUUGUCAUUUAACUAGAAGGAAGCUAGCCAACAAUAAAAUAGAAAUGAAAUUGAAAGUUGAUUUAAUAUCUUUGUGAUUAAAAAUACAUAAAUAGUUUUUCUAGAGAAAUAAAAGAAGAAUCUUUUGAAAAAACAACACAAAUGCAAGAGAUGAACAGAUUAAUAAUAGUCCGUUAUUUUUGUUUUUACUUUUUGCAAUAAACUUCUUAUUGAAGAAUCAGUGGGGAACUAAAAUAAUAAGUACACACGAAAACAAUAAAGGUAAGGACCACAAAACACAACAUUUUUCUGUUGGUAGAAAAUAAAAAAACACAUACCCAAUAAGUUUGGUUUUUUUUUCGUCUUCCUUUGAAUUUCUAAUAAAAUCAAAAGGACCUAUUAGCUCAUUCUUCGUUUGAGUGUCAAUGGCAGACGUGUUGCUAUACAUGCGAUGCAACAAUUUAUUAAUAUAGUUCAUAAUCACGAAAAUGAAUUUGAACUAUUAAAAUUCUGCUAUUGGGUCUUGGUGUCUGUUUAGAGAAAAAUACAACUCACACUUUCAUCAUUCACCAAUCCAUAUCAAUGAAUAGAAAAAUUAAUACUUUUUCUUCCAUCUUGCUUAUAUUCAUUGGAAACUUUUUAUUCUUGAAUAACAUUAACUUUGUAUAUUAAUAUAGAUGUGGAAUUAUUGGUCGAAGUUUAGAUAAAAAUAUUGUUCCUUAUUUAAAUGAUUUCAAAAAACCAAUAUUAACAUUGAACAAUGAUAAUCAAAUAGAAGAAAAUACUUGUCCAUGUGCAUUUCAAAUACGUUAUCAAGGUUAUAAAGGUGUAUUAAUGAUAAAUAAUGAUAAUCAAGAUGAUAAUAUUCAAGUUCGUUCAUCAAUGAAAAAAUUUACAAGUACAAUAAAUGGUGUAUUAAAAUCUGGUGAAGUUUGUUUUCAUCUAACAUUUAAUGGAAGACAAUUUAUGAUUGAUUCAAAAAUUUGUUUUGUAGAAAAAUCUCCAAGUUAUCAUUUAGGUGAUAUUCGACUUUUAAAGUUAACAUCAUAUCAACAGUUAGAACAUUUAUAUGAUGUUAUUGUUUUUCCAACGAAAGGUCAACGUCCACAUCCAAAUGAAAUUGUAUUCAAAUGA
This is a messenger RNA of Rotaria sp. Silwood2, 1650 nucleotides long. The record is from the annotation of a GenBank genome assembly. Lineage: Eukaryota; Metazoa; Rotifera; Eurotatoria; Philodinida; Philodinidae.